AUGGUACACGCCCGAGCCAAGAAAAACAACAAGGAUUCUCCAUUUUCAAGUAGUGGCAGCAGUGCCGACAAUAGUAGCGGCUUUGGAAAUAGCGGCAGCAGUAGUAGUAGUGGGAGUAGUGGAAUAGACAGCAGCAGUAGUAGUGGAGAGAGUGAGACCAAACCAUUGUCAACCAUUCCAAAACACACUCCAUCGUCAACAAACAACUCUUUAUUGUCAUUGACACCACCCAUUUCGACUACCCCCACCCAAUUGCUUCAACCCUCUUCACAGGGACCAUCAUCACUAUUAUCAUCGUCGAUAUCUCACGACAGAGGUGAAGAGGUGACUGAUCAAAGUAACAAUAAUGGAAAUGAAGAUAGCAUGGAAAUAAUCGGCAGUUUAAAUAGUGUUAAUGAAGAAGAAGAAGAAGAACUAUUACCUGCAACCCCUUUAAAUGUUCAUAAUAAUAAUACCAAAACAUUUAAAAAAUAUAGUCAACCAUCUCCACCUUAUAAUAAUAAUAAUAACAAUAAUAAUAAUAGUAAUAAUUGUAAUUAUACAAAGAGUAUUAUGAAUUUAAUUAACAAGUCAAAUACCCAAAAAAGUCAUCAUAAUGGUCAUGAAAUUGAAAUUAUAGAUGAUGACGAACAGGCUAUCAGUGGUAAUAAUAAGAGUAUUAAUAGUAAUAGUAAUGGUAAUAAUUCACCAGUUUCACCCGAUAUGAUGAAUUUUGGUCAAAAAGGUGGAAAAUCAAAAUUAUUGUCACCAGAUCUACCAAACGAUGCCAGUAUCGAUGAUUUACCAUCAUCACAGGCAUUACAAAGUCAAUCAUUUCAAAGAUCAUCACAAUCAUCACAAAAUAGUAGUUCAUUUGACAAGUCAUUUACCAACAGUCAAAAUACAUCUUUUGGACCAACAAAAAAUAAUAUUAGUACGAGUAGUGGUGGGAUUAGUAACAGUGGCGAGAGUAGUAUUACUAGUUUAAUCAACCUUCCUGGAACUGGAAAAUACCCAAAAAAUACAAACACCACAAGUCAAUUCCAUCCAUAUGCUAAAAAACCUGAAACUAUAAAUGAUGAAAAUUUUGAUAUAAAAGUUGAUGAAGAUGAAUAUUUAAAUUAUGAUUUGGAUUCAGAUUUAAAAGGACAGUUCAGUAGUGAGAUGGUUAAACAAUCGGAUCAAGGAGUAUUGAUUUUCUAUCGAAAAAUAUUGGCCAUUCUAAUUGGAAUCAAACAAAAGACUAUAUUAUUUGAAGACCAACAACAAUACUUUAAUACUAUGUUUUUUGUCUUGUUGGACAAGGAUUAUAAACCAAUAUACCACCAGGUGCAAGUAGACUCGCAAGGCACCGAGACAAGGGAGUUUUUGAGAACGAGUCGUCGCCGAAAGAAUGGCACGCAGCAGUCUAAUCAACCAAUCACCGUGUUUCAUCCUCCACUUGGCCAAUUUAGUAACUUUCGUCUUGGCUAUAUGACCAAGGAGACAUCGAGCCAUCUUUAUCGUGUUCCUCUGUUCAUGUCACACGUCUCUACUAUUAUUGGACAGGCUCAUGUGUAUGCCAACACUGCCAACCAAAUAACACACAACAAUGCCGUCGAAACCAAGCAGAUUGUGUAUCGCAAAAAUUGGUACUGGCAUUUCCUCAAUGUCACUCUCGAAAAUAUCAAAUGUCAUUGUGGUAUCAAUCCAAAGUUUCAACAACUACCUCUACAAGGAUUCAGCCUUUCUCAAUCAUCUCAACCAUCUUCACAAUCUACUUCAUCUUCAUCUUCAUCUUCAUCAUCGUCAUCAUCUACUUCACAACGAAAAUAUUCUUAUGAACCUCUUCCAUCCCCACCUGGUAAUAGUAAUGGUGUGAGACAAAAUCAAUUUGAAUUUACAGUUCUUGAUAAUAAUCAAUCAGGAUUCCAAAAAUCCCUUUAUCCUACCUCAUCAUUGUCAUCAAUAUCAUCUUCUACUACCACUAUUAGAGGAGGAGGUCAAAAUGGUAGUUCCACACCCAAUGGUAGUAACACUCCUCCCACAAAUGGAUAUUACAAGAAUCAAACUACAAUGGAUCACUAUCACCAUAUGUCACCCAGCAACAAUAAUGGUAAUAAUAAUAAUAAACAAUCUCAACAUACUCAUCAACAUCAACAAAUGUUGAACCAACAACAACACCAACAACACCAAUUAAAUACAAUUCAACAAAAUAUGAAACAAUUUUUUUCAUCCAUUUCAUCCAUCGAAUCUAUAAACUACCAACCAAGGGGUUUCCAACAAUCACCUCCUAAUACAGUAUGUUCUAGUGAUGAUGAGCCGGAAUUAAUUGAUCACACAAAUAAUGUAAAUUCAUAUAUUAAUAAUAUUAAUAAUAUUAAUAAUAAUAAUAACUAUAAUAUUAAUAAUAAUAAUAAUAAUAAUAAUACACAAACUAGUACUAUAACUAAUAAUAAUAAUAAUAAUGUAAAUAAUAAUAAUAAUAAUAAUAAUUUUGUACGUAAUAAUAAUGGUAUAAUUCCAACAGAAGUUUCAUCUUGUUCUUCGUCACCACCAGGUACACCAGAAUCGGAAUCUUCUUCACCAAACAAUUCUUCAGAUCCACAUUCACCACCACCUAAUGGCAAAAGUAGUACUAAAACUAGAAGUGGUACAAACUUUGCAACAUCGACACCACCACAAUCUGCAAGUGGUCGUACAUCUACUACUGCUGAAACAGAAAUGAUGGAUCCAGCAUUAGUUUUAAUGACCAACCCUAAUUUGUCGGUCGAGGAACAAGGACGCCUCAAAGAGAAAUGGAGAAAAAAGAUAUCAAACUUUAAAGACACUCUUCUUAGUACCAUAGUCGAAGACCAAUUCCAAAGACGUCGUGAAGAGUAUCACACCAUUGUCCAACAAUUCAACGAUUACUAUUCCACUCGUUUCCCAUCCACCAGACAAAUUCGUAUCGACGAUGAUUUUCCACAGACCUCAAAAGAAGUACACGAUUAUUUGAUUCGACACAAUCUAUCUUCUAAAAAAAGAGAUGAUUCUCAUUUUACAAGAUAA
Molecule: messenger RNA, 3009 nt
Organism: Cavenderia fasciculata
Lineage: Eukaryota; Evosea; Eumycetozoa; Acytosteliales; Cavenderiaceae
Exons: 4
Coding region: 1-3009 (1002 amino acids)
Source: RefSeq, a predicted model, not a curated record